Cordyceps fumosorosea ARSEF 2679 is the source of this 885-nucleotide messenger RNA. RefSeq names its product Protein kinase-like domain protein. The transcript is spliced from 2 exons. The record is from RefSeq and is a predicted model, not a curated record. The coding region runs from base 1 to 885 and encodes 294 amino acids. NCBI's taxonomy places the organism in Eukaryota, Fungi, Ascomycota, Sordariomycetes, Hypocreales, Cordycipitaceae.
AUGGCUUGGGGGCGCGAUUGGCUCUUUUUUGGCGCCGCAUGGUGUCAUUUCCUCGCCGGCUCACUCGUCGCCGCUGCCGCUGCUACCGAUGCGCCGGUUAUUCGUGGCUGCGAUGGAGACGGUAACUUUGGGCCACCAUUCAACGCAACUGGCACUGUCUCUUUCGUAGCAGAGAGCUUCACUCACAACAAUGGCAAGCCAUGGUAUCUGUCAGUCGGUCUCAAGGACAGGCGUGACAAAAACGCCGCCUACCCGGGUGUGCAGACAGCGACCGGCUAUCUUAGUCUACCAGACGACUAUGUCCGCAGUGCCAGGACCAACACAACUCAAAUGUGUGUGUACCACUUGGGACAACGAAACACGACAGCCUCGCCGGAUGGCUCAUGCCAGGGCGUCAUUGACGACGCAUGCGCCAAGUUGAUUCACAAGUUCCAGGAGUCGCCAUCCUUCUCGAAUGGGAAAUGUCCCCUGUUGCCCUCCGAUGAUGUUUGUGGAAGCCAAAUAUUCCAGUUGGACACGCCAAUCACGCCGAUACGCAGUAAUUGCUCAACCAGCGUGCAGCCUGUGUUGGCUGGGCUCCCCGACGCGUACAACACCCAGCCAAUCUUUGACUUGGGGUUGCCCUACGGAGACACCAAGGUGGACGCUUUUACUGCGUUUGACUCGCACGUACGUCAGUCGAAUCCUGUGCUGCUCGUUUUCGGGGCCAAGCAAGACCAAGAUGGCAAAAUUGUCAUGUAUGAUAGCAAGUUGCUGUGUGUAGCGCCUGUCAAUGCGACGGCCGGAAGCCAUGUUCCCAAGUCUUCGGCCGGUGAACUACGAGUACCAAUGGCGUUGCUUUCAGUAACCGCUGCCAUCACCCUUCUUGGGCUCUUUCUUUGUUGA